CGCCGUUCGUUAGAGGAGACACUGAUUCAGCUGGAAACCCCACGUGGGCUGUCAGGCGAUGUCCCCACCACAAGCCAUUUAAGCCAGCGAUGGAAGCGUGAGGCUGCCCAGCCUGGGUGCAGCCGGGUGGGUAAUGCAGUGCCAUGCUGUGCCGCCCAGCGCGGCAGGCAGCCGUGCGGCACUCCAUGUCCCAGCAGCCACCGGCCUGGCCCGACCCACCGGGAUUAAGGAGGCUGCAAGGAGUGCCAAAGAGACGCCAUCCCUCCACGCAGAGCUGCCGAGCAUGUUCCACCUCUUCUCCCACUGCUGGUCGUGGCUGCAGACCAUACAGGAGCCUGUCAGGAAGGUGACCCUCCUCGUCGUGGGGCUGGACAAUGUGGGAAAAACCUCCAUCAUUAUGGACAUAGAGAGAGCGCUGGCCGGCGAGGUGCUGCCCGCCGUGCAGCCCGGCCAGACCUGCCUGCGGGUGGACAGGUUCGAGGUGACACUGGUGGACCUGCCCGGGGGCCAGCGCUCCCGCAGUGCCUGGCGCAACCACUACAGCGCGGCCCACGGGUUCCUCUUCGUCCUGGACUCCAGUGACCUGGCGCGGAUAGAGGAGGCCCGCAAGGUCCUGAGCCGCGUCCUGAGCCAUCCUGACGUCUCUGGGAAGCCCCUCUUACUGCUGGCCAACAAACAGGACUCGACGACCGCCCUACUGCCCUGCGAGCUGAUCGAGCGCCUUUCCCUGGAGCGGCUGGUCAACGAGAACCGCUCGCCCUGCCGCAUCGAGCCCUGCGCUGCCAACCGGGCUCCCCCCGCCGGUCCGGGUCGUGCCACCCUACAGGGGCUGCGCUGGCUCCUCCGCACCAUCCCCACCGCCCCGGUACCACUGCCCAGUCCCGGUCCAAGGGCAUCCCGCGGCUGCCCACCCGCCCGCAGGUGGGUGCGGGACUCGGUCCGAGGAGAGCACUAA
Messenger RNA from Haliaeetus leucocephalus (bald eagle), 955 nucleotides. It is a transcript of the gene ARL13A, whose product is annotated as ADP-ribosylation factor-like 13A. The record is from RefSeq and is a predicted model, not a curated record. Gene Ontology annotation, molecular function: GTPase activity; GTP binding. Gene Ontology annotation, cellular component: ciliary membrane; non-motile cilium. The transcript has 7 exons. Gene Ontology annotation, biological process: receptor localization to non-motile cilium; non-motile cilium assembly. Lineage: Eukaryota; Metazoa; Chordata; Aves; Accipitriformes; Accipitridae. The coding region runs from base 134 to 955 and encodes 273 amino acids.